This is a messenger RNA of Puccinia graminis f. sp. tritici CRL 75-36-700-3, 546 nucleotides long. RefSeq lists its product as uncharacterized. Bases 1 to 546 code for a protein of 181 amino acids. The transcript has 4 exons. The record is from RefSeq and is a predicted model, not a curated record. NCBI's taxonomy places the organism in Eukaryota, Fungi, Basidiomycota, Pucciniomycetes, Pucciniales, Pucciniaceae.
AUGCAUGACCCCCGAACCCUUGGCAGCUCUCCCCCGAAACGGCGCUCCACCAGCUGGAAGAACUCGCCGGUCGAACACCUUCAGUCAUCUCCGCCACCAUCACAGAACAGAACAAGCACCGACCAUAUCGAACAGGCAAUAAUUUGGAAAACCUCGUGCUCGUCUUCCGAACCUACCGUCAGACAUUUACCCCCAUCCUCUGAUUCUCAAAAUCCAACAUGCCUGCCUCAAAGAAAACGCUACGACAACAAGAAUCCAGGAAGAAAGAGCUGGCUGGGACGAAAGUUGCGACUAAUGCCGGAGGUACGAUCUUCGCCGUUCCUUAUCUUGCAAAGUUAUUCCAAAGGCUCACUCCCAAACGUUCUGCCAUCCUACUUCUCUUCCUCCACCAAAGGUAUCCCCAAGAAGGCUGAAAAACCUAAGGCCCAAUGUCAGAUCUGCAGGGUAGAGUUGAUCGCGACGAUGCCAACGGUGCUCCGGGACCAUGCAUCGAAUAAACAUGUCAAAAAUACAUUUGAGCAAUGUUUCCCCAACCUUCCAGUUUGA